GUGAAUCUUCUGCAGAUUUUCAGCGAUUUCUUUUUUAUACAGUGAGCACGCAAUGCCAUAUGCUUGUUUUUUCUAUAUUCAUUUUGUCAAUAGGUGACAUUUUGUUGAGUGAGGCACGAUUGGUCAUUUUUCAAAUAUUGACCCGCCCAACUUUCACAAUACAUUCAAUCAGACAAUCGCUGAUAGGUUGUUUUUUGAGUGACUUACGAUUGGUCAUUUAUCCAAAGGCGGAGCCUGACAGGUUGGUUUUGUGAGCUACGAUUGGUCAGUUCUUCCACGGUGUGGUGCAUGGUGCUAUAAAUGCUGCUUCGCGCGACCACGCUUUACUUCUUCUGUUCGACCGAACAGAACGCUUUUGGAGAGAGAACGCUUUUUGCAUUGCCGAUAUCAGGACAAAGGACCCAUAUUCGCAGGAAUCUGCAGUUUGCCAUUGUGUUGGACUUCAUCUGCCGACAUAGAGAUGCCACAGAAGAAGGGUUUCCGUAUGCGACGCACACCCAAGGCUGCCCAAGCUGUUGACUGUGCAGUUGUGCCAAAAGGUAGGGACGAAGUAUCUUCACUGUCACCAGUGGAGGUACCAACAGGUGGGUUACAAAAGGUGGUAAAAGGGUCAUUUCAUCAAGGUAAUACAAGGUUUAAGUAUGCAGGAACACAGUGUAUGGCGAUUGCCUUAUGUGUCACUGCUUUACACAGUAUUAAAAAUGUCUUGUUGUGGGAUACUGCUGAUCUAGACAUGGCUGUUGUUGAAGGCGAUCAGUUGUAUACUACUCUAAGGGAACAUCACGUAAUUCAUCACCCCUCCCACUUUUUGUGUGCCACAGAAUUGCCCAAACAGGAGGUGAUUGCUGGACACAAAUUUGAGUUUUGUGUGAAGGAUGAUUAUGCUUCAGGUGAUGUCAAUGUAGUUUCUGGCUAUUAUAUUGAAAACGGAAUUCACGUCACUCUGCAUGAUGCUUUACAAACAAUGUUUAGCAAGUACAGCACAUGCAUUUUUACGGUCUGUCAAAGUAGUUGUGCCAUAAUUUGUGAUGCUGGUCAGUAUUGUCUGGUGGAUUCACACUCGCGCAGCUGUAAUGGCAUGGUGUGCAGUGAUGGAACCAGUGUUGUUCUGUGUUUUGGUAUUGCUGCGUACAACCUGAAUGCCACAACCAUCCACAGCACCUUGAGCAUCGGCAAGGAUACCCGUUUGCCUUACACACCACUGGGUGAGGAAACAGUGAAUUCCUUGCGUGCCAAGUUGCGACAGAUCAAACAAACUGGAGACUAUGCUGCUUUCGGCAACGUCAGCAUCAUUGCAGUAGGUGAUUUCUACCAGUUGCCGCCAGUCAAGGGAAAACCUCUCUACGUCGAAGAUGCCACUUUGAACUUGUGGACCAGUCUCUUUCGUGUGGUCGAACUCACAACGAUUGUUGCAGAGAAGUUCAACAUGGAGUUGGCGGCAGAUUCCAUCUCCGUCAAAGUGUCCGAAGCCAUCAUUCACAUGCAAGAAAACAGCGUCAGCAUCUCCACCAAGGUCUUCCAAGCUUUUGGAAACCCCAGACUGCUUCCGGGACGAUCCAAGCGCUCACCAAAGGAGUCGGGGGGCAACAGGAGGCCUUUCCGCACCUACACCCCGGAGGAAAAACCCACCACUGCUGCAGGCACCAACUUGGACCGACUGGUUACUGAACUGAAGGAGCGCUUGCACACACCAUCUGCAAUGAUGAAAAGAUGGCAGCCGAUGUCACAAACGAGGACCGCUGCUGGAACGGGCAGACCCGGGGGAGGUAUCUUCCGGAGGUGACGGGUGACGGCCUGGCCAGCCAGAUCAACAACCCUGAGGUGGAAGUGGACAUUGGACGGCCCGAUGUGAGGACCAGACAGCUGAUCAUGGAGCUGAGGGUGGCCACCAACAAACUGAGACAUGCAGAGUGGACAGGACAUGGACUUUA
Messenger RNA from Doryrhamphus excisus (bluestripe pipefish), 1931 nucleotides. The record is from RefSeq and is a predicted model, not a curated record. Lineage: Eukaryota; Metazoa; Chordata; Actinopteri; Syngnathiformes; Syngnathidae.